GGUGGAAAUAAGAAAGACAAGCUGGCCCUUUGCGACAGACGCGACUACUUCACAGCAACAGUCUCUACCAACAACCAGCAUGGCUACUGCGUCUGGGAGCACUUGUCAAGAAGGAGAAAGGGGUGAAUGCGACGAUGGAGGAGGCGACGACGACAAUCGCGACUCAGCACAAGAGACUACUUCGGGAAAUGCUUCGCAGAAGAAACCCGUUUGUCUCAUAGUGCUUGGCAUGGCAGGGUCUGGAAAAACAACUUUUGUGCAGCGACUCAAUGCUCAUCUUCACACCAAGAAGUCUCCUCCAUAUGUUAUCAACCUCGACCCUGCGGUGCACGAAGUUCCUUUCCCAGCCAACAUCGAUAUCCGUGACACAGUGAAUUACAAAGAAGUGAUGAAGCAAUAUGGCCUAGGUCCUAAUGGAGGAAUCGUCACCUCGUUGAAUCUCUUUGCUACGAGGUUUGAUCAGGUCAUGAAAUUCAUUGAGAAGAAACAGUACAAUCACCAAUAUGUGUUGAUUGACACUCCUGGACAGAUAGAAGUGUUCACCUGGUCAGCGUCUGGAACCAUCAUCACUGAAACUCUGGCCUCUUCCUUCCCCUGUGUGGUGGUCUACGUGAUGGACACGUCUCGCAGCGUCAACCCAGUCACCUUCAUGUCCAACAUGCUCUACGCCUGCAGCAUCCUGUACAAGACAAAGCUGCCCUUCAUUGUCAUCAUGAACAAGACAGACAUAAUCGACCACAGCUUUGCGGUGGAGUGGAUGCAGGACUUUGAGGUGUUCCAGGACGCUCUGAACCAGGAGACGUCCUACGUCAGCAACCUGACGCGCUCCAUGAGCCUUGUGCUGGACGAGUUCUACUCCAACUUACGGGUUGUGGGUGUGUCUGCAGUCACAGGCAGCGGAUUGGACGAGUUCUUUGUUCAGGUGGCAGAGGCCACAAAGGAGUACGAGACGGAUUAUCGUCCUGAAUAUGAAAGACUUCAUAAAGAACUGGCUGAUGCUCAGAGCAGGAAGCAGCAGGAGCAGAUGGAGCAUUUACGGAAGGACAUGGGAGCUGUUGCCAUGGAGACGACCUCACGGACAGAGGAAGCUGAUGUGGCGGGCCGAAGUGAUCUCAUCUUCAACCGUGGUAACCCUGAUGAGGAUGAGGAAGAGGAGGGGGAGGACAGCGAUACAGAUGACAUAGAUCACAACGUAACUGAGGAGAGCAAGGAGGGCACAGCCUUCGGGAACUUCCUGAAGGAGAGGAAAGAAGUGGUGCAGGUACGAAAUAGGAAGUCUCAAUGAUGUCUGGAGGACCCUGUAAGGAUGCCACUUUAGAUUACUAAGAUACACCUAGGUGUGGUGGCUACUGGGACCUCUAUCCCCACCUGCAUGCCUACUGGUCCCCUCUUCACAAGUGCUGAACUUCAUUGGACUGAAGCAGUGUUGCAGUUCAACUCGGACUUAAAUUAAUAUUCUUCCUUGUGAAUGCAAGUGUUAUGUAGGUUUUUUUGUUUGAUCUUACUAACUGCAACUUAUCAAGUUAAGGACAAUAUUUUUGCAUACGGGUUGGGAAAAGUGAACCACUUGUUUCGUAUUUCUUUGUCAGAAGCUCGAGACUCAUUUUUGUUUAUAAGGGAGGGUUAUUGAGGUAAUGGCUGAUGGAAUAAUGUACUUGUAUCCUAUUAUUUUUAUCCUAAGUUGUUUUAUUGCAUAUUGUAUGUUCAUUCUAUGAAGCUUUUUCUUCAGUGGAAGAACACACACCUGUAAGUCAUUCCUAUCUGGGUAAUGCUCUUUAACAGUCACAUAGUCCUUGAAGUGUAUAUUUUUGUAACAGUUUUGUUUUCUGUUUUAGUGCAAAUGUGCUCAUGUUAAAGUCCUGUAGUGUUGUUUGUCUUGAUAAUUUUAAAAGCUAAAUAAAUAGGUUAUGAAUGUG
Molecule: messenger RNA, 1916 nt
Organism: Oncorhynchus keta (chum salmon)
Lineage: Eukaryota; Metazoa; Chordata; Actinopteri; Salmoniformes; Salmonidae
Gene: gpn1
Product: GPN-loop GTPase 1
Exons: 13
Coding region: 80-1285 (401 amino acids)
Molecular function (GO): GTPase activity
Source: RefSeq, a predicted model, not a curated record